UGAGCUGAAACUUCACAGACACCUUCAUGGGACACCUUAGACUUAUAUUACAUCUUGUGAAAAAGGGUUCUAGGGCACCUUUAAGUGAAAUUUGUGAAAAAUAACCUAAUAAUUAUAAAUCAAACAGCUUAUUCGUAAGUCUUGUGGAAUAAACAUAAGACAUUAGCCUGACCACUUUGCAAUGAUAACAUUCUCCCGCUUAUAUUUUUAGCGUGCCAAGCUACUCCAUGUUGCCUUUAAUCAUCUUGUUUUACGAUCAAAUAUAUGCAUUAUGAACAAAGAACCGUCAUUAUUUCCAAGCAAUGAUGUGCUGAGUUAGCUAGCUAGCUAACUUUCCUGUCAGAUUGUCCUACCCGGGCUUACUGCAUGUGCGCACAUCAAUAUUACAUCAUUGUUGUCAUGAUAAAUAACACCAAAUUACUGUAUUUGCAUUAUUGUAAGGGUAGGUUUUGUGUUGGGGUAGAUGUAGACAAUAAUAAAGCACAAUCUGAUAAGUAGCAUUUUUCGCUAUCGAUAUAUACUUGUUCUAAUGAUUAAUGCUAUAUCAUAUUGUGCUACCACUACUGUACUUGCAUUAUUAUAAGGGUAGGUUUAGGUGUAGAUGUUAAUAAGGCCAUAAACCACGUUAAUAUCAUGCUGGAAGCACAAUCUGAUGGGUAAUGUUUGCAUUUUUCGCUGUCAGAUUUUGCUACCUACUGUUUCAAUGGGAGGUAGCAAAAUCGGACAGGGUAGCACAAAUUGUCAGAACACCGGCAUUUCUCCCCUUGGGUUUUAAGUUUCGGGAAGGGAAAAAAAUGUCCGAUUUUGCUACCUCCCAUUGAAACAGAAGGUAGCAAAAUCUGACAAACUAAUAAAAUUAGUUAUCUCAUUUAGGACUUUACAGAGAAUUUCCACCUGAUGCAAAAGGGGUUAAAAGUGUUGAUAAGGUUACUGUGAAAGCAGGUUUACAUUCUUACUAAGGCUCAGGGCUGCAAAUUGAAAGGCUGUUGGUUUGAGUCUCAUAAGGCUAUCACCAUAACAAUUUCCUUAAGUCAUGGUUGCUGAUAUUUUUUGUUUUUGCCUACAGUGUGGUAAGUAAUGAACUUCCUGCUGGACAGGGCACAUACCAAAUCCGCAUGAUACCCUACCAUGAUGCACAGUUUACUAUUCCAUAUGAUGAGGAGCAAGUGCAAGUGAACCAGCAGAUGUAUGUGGCUGUUAAGGUGGAAGGAGUGGAUAGAAAUCAAAUCGCAACAGUUCUGGACAACUGCUGGGCCACACCAGUUAAUGAUGCUGGAUAUCAUAUUCGCUGGAAUCUAAUUAGUAGAGAAUGUCCAAACCCUGAAGAUGCCGCAGUGGAAGUUCUUCAGAAUGGUAUUGAUACAACAAGCCAUUUCUCCUUCAGGAUAUUGACCUUCUCAGGGAUUUCUGACCACAUCUUCCUGCACUGUGAGGUUCAUCUUUGCCUUGUACAGAACGGCCGAUGUGCACUGUUAUGCAACCAUGGAUAUAGAACUAAAAGGCAGAGAUCUUUGGACUUCCUCUACUCUGCAGCAAUCUCCAUUGGUCUGAAAGCUCAGUAAACCUGAAAAAUAAAAGAGCCUGCAAUUU
Messenger RNA from Megalobrama amblycephala (Wuchang bream), 1590 nucleotides. Its product is annotated as pancreatic secretory granule membrane major glycoprotein GP2-like. NCBI's taxonomy places the organism in Eukaryota, Metazoa, Chordata, Actinopteri, Cypriniformes, Xenocyprididae. The record is from RefSeq and is a predicted model, not a curated record. Bases 1116 to 1562 code for a protein of 148 amino acids. The transcript has 3 exons.